Molecule: messenger RNA, 1811 nt
Organism: Mercenaria mercenaria
Lineage: Eukaryota; Metazoa; Mollusca; Bivalvia; Venerida; Veneridae
Product: neurogenic locus Notch protein-like
Exons: 15
Coding region: 92-1705 (537 amino acids)
Biological process (GO): establishment or maintenance of epithelial cell apical/basal polarity; heterophilic cell-cell adhesion
Cellular component (GO): protein-containing complex; plasma membrane
Molecular function (GO): calcium ion binding
Source: RefSeq, a predicted model, not a curated record
GUAUCCUUCAUGCGGUGAACUUUUCUGCGUUAUAUACUUACGGCAGAAAUUGUUAUCAGUUGCACGAUACAGGAUAUUAUGAAAGGACGAAAUGUUUUCUCUGGGAACAAAAAAGGUCAUUUCUUUUAUUUCCAUCGCUGCAACGUUGCUACUAAGAGUACAAUUAACGGAAAGUUCACCAUCGCAUGAAACAUCGCAGAAUUUACAAGACACACAGACUAACACAACUAGUUCUGAUGGGGAUGCUUGCAGUUCAAAUCCAUGUUUACACGGGACAUGUUUUGGAAAUGGGACAGAAUACCAUUGCUUUUGUCUUUCUGGAUUCACUGGGACGAAUUGUGAAACAACUCUUGAUGCAUGUAGCACUAAUCCCUGUCUGAGGGGUAUAUGCCUCCAUCACCGUGCAGACUAUUAUUGUGUUUGUCCCUCGGGGUACACUGGUAAAAACUGUGAUGCAACUAUAAACGCAUGCAAGUCUAAUCCAUGUGAGAGAGGUGUUUGUUACCACUAUCAUAAACAGUUCCGUUGUGUCUGCCCUCCAGGCUACUCUGGCAAACUCUGCGAAAUAGAUAUUAACGAAUGUUUCUCACAGCCGUGUUUGAACGGAGGAAUUUGUAAUGAUGAAAUAGCAGGCUUCUCGUGCAAUUGCUCAUCAGGAUUCACCGGAGAUCAUUGUGGGACAGACAUAGAUGAAUGUUCAUCCAGCCCUUGCCUCAAUGGUGGAGUAUGUAAAGACGGAAUAAACCGAUAUGUCUGCCAGUGUUCGACAGGGUAUGGUGGAGACAUUUGUCAAAAGGUGACUAACCCAUGUAAAUACAACCCUUGUGUCAGAGGCACGUGCUUUGCUCACUUGUCGCAAUUCAUCUGCGAGUGUCCUUCAAGAUAUACUGGAAAACUCUGUGACACUUCCAUACAACUGAUGCUCAACGGACCUAAGGAGAUGUUUAUCACGUUACAGGCUGGGAACAUGUUAAACUUACAAUGUAGUGUGUCUAUGCCUGAUAACAGGUACUAUUCCUACCGUGCCUCUUUUGAAUGGUCAAAGAGAAGACACUGUGGUGGAUCCUUCAGCUCACAUAGUCGAUCGUCUUCAUAUCAGAAAUCAGAUGCACAUAUUGGGGAUGCAGGAACAUACAUGUGCAUAGCUUCCUAUCGGUAUGAACCUUCUGUGAUGAAAGUCUUCCACGUAGAUAUACCAUGGCAGUCGGAGACAUGUAAUUUCGACGAUGGCUCGUUGUGUGGAUGGACAGAUUAUGGGUCUAGUAUUUCCUGGAGUCUACAAUAUGGUAGAACACAAUCGAUUGAUAGAGAACAGAGGAACGAUCAUACACUUGGAACGUCAGACGGCGGGUAUAUGCAGGUUGAUGCAACUUCGCAAAGAGAUGAUGAUAGAACAGCUCUUCUCACGUCACAUGAUUUUCCCGCUGGUCGUACGGUUUGCUUUGAAUUUUGGUAUCGGAUAUCUGGAGAAGGACAAGGAAGGUUAUCUGUGAAUUUGAAGGACAAGUGUUUGAGUAAGGAAACGGAAUUGUUAAAAUUCACUGAGGACCAGGGUCGAAAGUGGAACAAGGCAACUGUCACUGUAUUACAAACUUUUGUUCCAAAUGACUACAACAUAAUCCUAAAAGCUGACAUUCGACGCUCAUUCAAUGGUACCAUGGCUAUAGAUGAUGUAAAAAUCAGUAAGGGAAACUGUCUAGAUUGAGAAAAAACACUGUUCAAACAAAAUCAUGCAUUCAAGAAAAUAGACUCUUCAAAUUGCCUUUCAAGACGACUGAUUACAUUUCAGUAAAUGACUUUAUGCCGUACAA